Poecile atricapillus (Black-capped chickadee) is the source of this 6078-nucleotide messenger RNA. Its product is annotated as sperm acrosome-associated protein 9-like. Bases 895 to 1578 code for a protein of 227 amino acids. NCBI's taxonomy places the organism in Eukaryota, Metazoa, Chordata, Aves, Passeriformes, Paridae. Gene Ontology annotation, cellular component: sperm flagellum; acrosomal vesicle; ciliary base. The record is from RefSeq and is a predicted model, not a curated record. The transcript is spliced from 3 exons.
GUCUCUCUCUUUAAAAUUUUCGAAGUUUACUGAAGGAUGAAAGGGACAAAUUAAUAACUGCGUCGGGUGCUUGGCAACUGCCAGAGCCACGUCUGUUAACUUCAAACAAUUUUCUUAUAUUAUUUUUUAUUACAUUGGUCAAAUGCAUAUUCAUGAGGAUUACAUGUAUUCAAACAUAUUCCUUUGACUUUGCAUGUUCUGGGAAUUCUUUUCGCUUGCUUCGACCCUUGACCCAUCUUAAGGUACAUGCCAAACUGCACUUUCAAUUCAAGUAUUUUAUUUCCACACAAGCCCACCCGUUCUGUUACUGACCAUUACUGAUAGCCAAAUGAACAGUGGUAAUAUUCUCCUUGCUUUCUUUCUUUCGAUAUUUAUUUACCUGGUUCUUUUCUAGGUUUUCUUAUCCUACAGAAAAGAUAUCUGUAAGAUAGUACAAGUACAUUAAAUCAACAUUAGCUAUUUCAGAAAAUUAUCUUAGUUAUUCACAGCAUUGUGAUACACAAUCUUAGAAAUUAAAAGCAUUAACUUCUGCAACAGUUAAUGUUAUAAUGCACAGUAAUACUCUGCAUUUUAAUAUUUUGUGAGAGCCUAACCUAUAAUACAAUUAUCACAUUAAAAUAUAUAAUCUACACAGGGAUUAGGGUAUUAACCAUAAAAGGCUGACAAAUUAUACUCUAUCAAAAGCAUUUAAAAAUGAUUACAAAGUAUACUACGUCAAAAUAAUUGGCAAAAGCCAAUAUAAUAGCGAAAGCCAAUGACUACAUUAUUAUUCAUAAACUAAGUUUUCCACUAACCUACACAACUCCAACUUAGGUGAGAUGUAAAAUUGUGUCAUUUCCGAAAAGCAGCUUCCUUUCCUCUCCUUUUCACCCCCAGAUCCAGAAAUAAGAAAACAUGGAUGAGGUUGUGGAGACCCUAAGAAAGAUCGAGCAGAACUACAAACUCUUCCAGCAGCAGCAGUUCUCAUUUAUCAGAGCACUGGAACACACCCGGGAGGAAGCCCACGACUCCUUCAGACCUGUGUCAUCCAUCGUCCAGGUACAGUGCUACAAGGACCACCACUGUUACAAUGCCACAGACAGGCGCAUCCUCAACAUGUUCAUCUCCAUCUGCAACGAUCUCCGCAACCUCUGCCAGAAGCUGGGAACGGUGCAUCCUGGGGACAGCGUGUCCAACGGCCUUGUGGAGAAGUGCAAAGUGCUCCUCAAUGACAGCAACGACUUCACAGCCAUCCGAGCCACCUACCCCCACGGUGUUGUGAACUACCUGAGCUGGGAAGAAGCCAGGAAUCGCUAUGGAGGGGUGGUGAGCCUCAUCCCCAUCGUUAUAGACACCAUGAGGGAGUGGAUAACAUACAUGAAGAGGCAUGUGGUGUAUAUUGUGAGUCCUGGAUGUGCCACGUCCAAGAAGGAGAUGUCCACUUCCCAAACACCUGCUGGGCACUUUGCAACUGAGACCUCCAUUAGUAACAAAAAUACUGUACAAUUGCAGGAAAAAGAUUUUCAGAAAUACCUGGCUGCAAAUCAACGUCCAAAACAAAAGGCUCCCUGGAGGCCACCAGGGAAACACCCCUAUUAAAGGAUCAAAGCUCCUGCAUCGUCUGCUCACCAACAUUAACAUCCUGGCUGAUUAAAUACAAUGAAAUGAACACUAGAGAUCUGUCCUGAAUCCUCUUUCUGCAGAGUUCCUUGCUGCCAGCCUGCCACAGAUGCAUUCUCUGUCCCUUGCUGCUGUUUCCACUCUGCUCCUCAUAUCCCCACAGAAGCAGCUGCAGCUCCAGCUGCUCCCUGGGGCCAGCAUUGCCGUGGGAGCAGGGAACACUCAGGACUCCUCAGAUUCUAAUCUCUCAGACAUGAAUCUUGGACAAGUUCUUUGAAGUAGGAUUUGACAUUUUCUCAGCCUUCUCUCUGAUGAACAUCCCCUCCCUGGCACAGCCAGCGGGGUGAAGAAGCUGCCUGGCUGAAGGAUGUGAUGCAGAGCAGCAAACACCUGGCAUUAUGAAUUCGGACAGGUGUUUGACGUUUACACUUCUCUCUAAAAUUCCCUCACCCACACAGAAAUGAUUUCGUUAGCUGGACCAAAGAAUCUCUGUUUACAGGACCCAUACCUUCCACUGACUACAGAGGCCAGUGUUCUUCAGCUGUGCUUUGCUGCAGCCUGCAGCAGCUCUUCACGCCAUGGAACAUCUCCCCUCACACCUGCUUGACUCCUGUGCUGUCAGAGCUGGAGAUGUAAAGGAGAACGGAGUUCAUUUUGCACGUAGUUUCUGUUUACUGACAAUAGCCAAAGGUGGAGAAAACACCCCUGUCUUCCUCAGACCUCUACAAAAUGAAAGCCAUUUCCAGACCAUAUGAUUCAUGGGUAUGUCGUGGGAGCAUCAUGUUCAGAUGGUUCCUGUUCAAAUUGCAGAUUAAAGUGCUUGUGCUUUCCCUGGUUCAAGGCAAGGUUAGCAUUAGGUUAGGCCAGAUGUCCCACCUAAGGGGACAUGAUGGCCCUGGGGCUCAAAAUACAGAGCAUGAGGUCAGCACAUGGUCAGAUCCUACAGCCCUUCCCAAGUAAGUGUCCUCCCUGUGUCUGAGUGCUCUUUUUCCCUUCCACAGCAAAUUACCUCGUGCUCUUUUCUUCCUGCUGAAGACAAUCCUGAAUAAACAAUUUCCCCUUGCAUACCAGGCCCAGUUUUCUGUGAGAAAGCUUUUGUCUUAAAUUCACCAGUUUUUUGUAAUAAGCAGCUAAAAACAGAAGGGAGAAUUAAUACAGAGGAAGGGCCAGAGGAAGGAAUGACAGCUCAGAUGAGAUGGAAAGUAUUUUCAGGAGCAUUUUUAUUCCUCACAUAACCCCACAUUGUUUUGCACUCCUUUCCCCUAUCCACUUGCACUGCAAUGCACCCACCCAGUCUGGAGCAGAGCCCUAUUUUUAGGGAGAUUUGAUCCAACUGAACUGAACCUUGGUGAACUCAAAAUCGUAACAGAGGGUCACAGAGCAACUCCCGGGCACUACUGGGGCCUCAGCCAGUGGAAUGUCACUGUCACCCUCUCUGGCUUCACUUGAGAUCCCUGGUGCAGAGGCAGCUUCAGGAUGAAAAGUCCAAAUUGUGGCAGCUGCCCCGUUGUGCAGACAAGUGUCCUGUUACAAUUGCUGUCUUGGAAAGCUGUUCAGGACAAGCUGUGAGGACUGAACGAUGACAAGUGGUGGGGACACAAGAGAUGCUAGUCCCAGAUCCUGUUUCCAACCUUCUUGGCCCUGUCCUAUGGUUUAAAUUUAAACCCACAGGCUGUGAGGAAACCAGAAUUAUUAUUAAGCUCCAGUUUGUGGCUCACUUUCAGCUUCUGGGGAUGAGCACAGCACAAAUGGUUUGUCAGACCAGUCCUACCACAGCCAGUCCACCACUGCUGCUCAAAACUCCAGUGCAGUUCUCAUUUUGCACUUGAACAAGGUGAUACACACAAAAAAAGUUGCCAAAUUUUAAUAAUAAGAUUCAUACACACAAGAAACAGUUCCCAAAUCUUAGUAGUAAUUUCUAGCCUAGCCCUAUCCUUUCAGUCAGUGUCAUGCAGCCAGCAUCUUAAGACCCAAGCAGAAAAAUGACUGCAUAAAACUUGCAGUCUGAGGUUUGAUAAUGACAAGACCAGAAUCUGUUGGAAGACUGCAAAGUUAAGUCUCAUAAAAACAUCCAGACAAAUUACUUAAUUUCCAUACAAGUUCUCCUCUUCCAGAGUGGAUGGACACUUCAAAAGACAAAAAGAUACAGCAAGAAUUGUUUUCCUCUACUACAAAUCAAGCUGUUUGAAGAAUUUACAUAAACAGGAUGUAAAUGCCAAACACAAAAGUGCAAUAAAGUUUUACUUCAGCCUCAGUGAGCAUAAAAUUGCAAGAUACACACUGAGAAACCAGGCAGGGCACCAGCCUGACUUUCCUACAGAUCUGUCAGUCCUGGAAAUAAAUGCUGCUUUUUUGCUCAAAGGCUGAAAUAGAGAUGUGGGUUGAUGAUAUCAACAGAAUCCUGGCAUUUGUAUGAAUUACCUCUGUGCUCCCUUGAUUCAGCUAAGGGUCAAACCAGGCUUUUGUCAAACUGAGGGACCUGAUGUAAUUGAAGGUGUCCCCACUCAUGGCAAGGGGUAGGACUGGAUGAGCUUUGAAGGUCCCUUCCAACCCAAACUAUUCUGUGAUAAACCAUUGUUGAUAAACCAUUCUGUAUGUUCAAUCUGUGAUUCCAGCCUCUCACCCACCGAGAGGACAGGACAUAGCUCAGCUCCCCAGGAGUUAAGAUGAAGUCAGGAAUGGAGGUGGGCUCUGGAAAGGAACCAGAAGGGACGAUUCAAGGCUGAAAGGAAACUCAGCAUCCCAGAGAUUCCGUGGAAGCUGAUGCAGAGCAACAGGAUGGGCUUGGCAGGGCCUCUAGCGGCCGCCUCAUAGCAGCAUCCAAACUUCUCACCAGCGACUUUUGUACAGUUCCAACAACUCUGCUGUCCCCCAGUCCUGAAUCUACAGGGGGUGUUUAACAUAGGUUACAGGUACCCAGCCCCUGGGAUACAGCCCAGGGCAGCUGGGGCUGCUCGCUCCCAUCCCCAGAGCUGUAAUUUCAGAAGAGCCAUCUGUUCCCUGUCACCACCACCCUGUUCCUCAGCUCCCCACAUCAUAAACACCUCGAGACAGGAGAGGUUUUCCUGGGAGUCCUGAAUUCCCCUGGUGGUGGUGCAGCACCAGGUUGAGCUUUCAGUCAACUGAGCAUCGAGCACAGCGAGCAGGGGCAGCUUUGCAGGAACCAGGAAUAGCAUCUGUCAGAAAGGAAAGAUCAGCCAGCCCAAAACUGGAGUGAAAAGACCUUCAGGAAAAAACGGGUCAGCCAAGUAAAGCCCACAGACACCAAAAUCAUGAUGAUUGUUAAGUCAAUUGUUUGGAACAGUCCUGUCUGGAAAGCAAAGCCCAUGAGAAUGGAACCAGGCUUCCUUUGCAGAGCGCCUGAAUACGAACGGAUGAGGCGACUCAACUCCUGCAAUUUCCUAUUUUGUAACCACUUUUAAAACUCACCAUUGUGCCAGCAGCUAAAUACUUCCAACAGAUCAGGAUCAAUCAGCAAAGAUACUUAAUUUCCUGAAUUUGAAGUAUUUCCUUCCCUAAUGUCUCCUGUGUGAUUAUCAGUUAUGGUUAUGAACUAACAAGUGCACUAGUUGCCAUUAGGAAGGAAGGCACUUAAUUUUUCUCUUUUUGUACCUCAGUAAUACACUUCUGUGGGUAAUUUUUAUCUAAAGAUUUUUCUGCACUGGCAAGUGCAGCUUUGCAAUGCCAAGCUUAAGGGAUGCCUUAUUUUGAACCCAUUCUGUGGAUGAGCAAGUUAAAUUCACUUUGUGCUUUGUUUUCAUUUUACUACCCCAUGCUGUAGAACUAGUUCCAGUGCAGGGGUUCAAACAACUUUCUGUGUCACUGAACUCCAAGAUGCUGCUUAUGGUAUUUUCUCUAUAAAAUUCUCCAUAAACAUGACUUGGCCAAAGCAUGUUCAUAAUGUAUCACUUGCACAACUUAGACCCUUGCCUGUGUUGCUCGUAUUUAAGAAUUCUACUCAGUCCUUAACUGGAAUGCUGAGGCUCAUGUAUGGAUUAAUAAACUGCUUUGAGCAAUCUUUCAAACAUUCAUUUAUUUCAAGAAGAGAAAAAAAAACCAAACCCACAAACAAAUAAAAACCAAUGAAAGACCAGAACCAGUGAGAAAGUGCCAGUCUGGGGAAAAAGCAAAACAAGAGAAUGUUACCUCACCAGGUUAGCUUAGAACAAAGUGGCCCCAAAAUUCCUUGUUGUCUGAGACAGUGUCCUCAUGUAUACACUGUAUGGAAGGGAAAAGCACAGACACAGCCAACUCCUGACAGCAUCCUCAGCUUUGCAAAUAAGGCUCUGACAUUUCCAGCUAUUAAUUUCUCUAAUCACUGUGCAGUCCUGGCCUGCAGGAGCAAGGACAUGCAGAAGCUCACCCACAGAUUUGCAGCACUGAACUGUUUGCAGCUCAUUUAUGGAUUAUACUGGCACUUUGUUGGUGAGUUUGUUUGUCAAAGAAUAAAAAAAAAGCUUUGUCUCCAUGCAGAAAAAU